Messenger RNA from Penicillium antarcticum, 882 nucleotides. It is a transcript of the gene gtmA, whose product is annotated as gliotoxin thiomethyltransferase. Lineage: Eukaryota; Fungi; Ascomycota; Eurotiomycetes; Eurotiales; Aspergillaceae. Gene Ontology annotation, molecular function: methyltransferase activity. The transcript is spliced from 4 exons. The record is from RefSeq and is a predicted model, not a curated record. The coding region runs from base 1 to 882 and encodes 293 amino acids.
AUGUCUCCCAAGGUUGACACCGAAACCCUUUUCAAAAGCGAGGCUUUUGCCGUCCAGUACAAAUUUGCUGAGACAAUGACUGGUCCAUUUGGUCAAUCACUGAUUGAUCAGACCAAACUGGUUGAAGACGCGACGGCUAAACCAGAUCAGCCUCUCGUUGUUCUUGACAAUGCCUGUGGCACUGGCAUUAUUUCUAGUCUACUAAAUGAACAGCUGGACAGUUCUAUAAAACAGAACUGGAAAUUGACUUGUGGAGACAUCUCGACGCCGCUACUUGAAUACACUGCACGUCGUAUGAAAGAAGAAGGCUGGCAAAAUGCUGAGACUAAGGUUGUCAAUGCGCAAGAGACUGGACUACCUAGUGAUCACUUCACUCAUGUCUUUUCUGCCUUUGUUCUCAUGGCAAUUCCGAAACCAUUCAAUGCUCUUGAUGAGACCGUUCGAAUCGUGCAACCCGGGGGGACAAUUGCAUUCUCGACUUGGAUAGAACCGGGCUGGUUUUCAAUCGCACGCAAAGCAAUCGCGACUAUACCCGGAAACAUGCCCUUCCCGACGACCCAAGAAUUCCUCAAAAUGACAGGCGAUGGCGAAUGGAACUCAGCCCCCUGGAUCAAGUCCCAACUCAAGGACCGUGGACUCGAGGACAUCAACGUUCAGGAAGAAUCGAGGAACAUCGCCGUGCUGUCGUCCCGCUUUACGGACAUCACAAUGAUGAUGUUAAACAUGAUCAUUCAAUCCUUCUGGACGGAGAAGCAACGCGAGGAAAAUGGCGACAAAGUCCGCCGGGCGAUGGAAAAGUAUGUGUUGGACACGUAUGGGGAGAACGAGGAUAUUGACACGAAGUGGACGGCUAUUAUCUCCACUGCACGCAAGCCUCAGUAG